Messenger RNA from Schizosaccharomyces japonicus yFS275, 1556 nucleotides. Its product is annotated as transcription elongation factor complex subunit Iws1. The transcript has a single exon. The record is from RefSeq and is a predicted model, not a curated record. Bases 173 to 1417 code for a protein of 414 amino acids. Lineage: Eukaryota; Fungi; Ascomycota; Schizosaccharomycetes; Schizosaccharomycetales; Schizosaccharomycetaceae. Gene Ontology annotation, cellular component: nucleus.
CUUGGCCACCCCACUUUGGUCUUCUCCCCCCACAGCGGCCACCUAGCACUUGCUCACUGCAAACUAGUACUUUUCGCCUCAAUUGUCGUUUAACGAGCGAUUAAGGGCUUUUCAAACCAGUUUUAUAGAAUUUAUCGCGUCCUUUACAGUUACUGACGCGUAAAGCUUCAUUAUGUCUGAAGCUGAGCGAAAUUUGACGGACGCGCAUUCUGCAUCCAUUGGCACAGAAAAUGAGGGAAGAGAUACGAAAAACGCAUCAGAGAAUGGCGUUGAUUUAGGAUUGAAUUUUUCUGAGGAUGAGCUUUCCGAUUUGGAUGAAAACCAAUUUGAGAACUUUGAUGAAUCAAAAAUUGGUCACGAAGAUGAGGAGCCUACCAUUUACAAUCUUCCUUCCUUCAAAAAGAAACACAGAGAGGCUCUAGGAGGCUCUGAUGAAAAAAUUGGAGCAGCCGGUGCUGCUCGUGGACGCAGACGUCGCACAACAUCGCGUACUACGGCGGAUGACUUUUUUGACGAACAAGAAGAACAUCCUACAAAGGAAAGCAAACGGAAACCUCGAAAACAAGUCCCCGUCAAAGAGGAGCGUCCUGCUGACCCCGUUUUGGCAGCUAAAUGGGAUUUGGAUCGCAGAAUCGAUGCUGUGUUGAAGCCGGCUCGGGGGAAGAAGCGUUCUAUGGACGAUGAUUUGGAACAAAUGGCCGACGAGGAGAUUAUGCGGCUGCGAGAACAAAUGCGUCAGGCCGCUAUCCGAGAUGCUGAACUGAAUUCCGAACAAAAGCCGGCUACCGAAAAACUUAGAAUGCUCCCCUUUGUAGAGACUGUUCUUCGCAAGUCUAAUCUGCAGGACGUCAUUCUCGACAACAAUUUACUUGACUCGGUCCGUAUGUGGCUUGAGCCGUUGCCCGAUCGUUCUUUGCCUGCACUAAACAUUCAGCAUGUUCUCUUUGAUGUGCUUCGCAAACUUCCCAUCCAGACAGAACAUCUCCGUGAGAGUGGUCUUGGUAAAGUUGUUCUGUUCUAUACACUUUCAAAAAAGCCUGAACCAUUCAUUCGUCGUAUGGCCGACACACUCGUGAAUGAAUGGAGUCGUCCUAUCAUCAAACGCAGUGCUAAUUACCGUGAUCGUGCGGUUAGCGUAGUUACUCUUAAUCCCGAGAUGCUGCGUCGUCAACGCAGCAGCGCUAUGAUGAGCCAUGCUGAUGAUGGCACAGAGAACUCUGACCGCACUGUGAUUCCCCAAUCUGUUUCGUCAAAAUACCAAAUUGCGCCUCGUGUUCGACUGAAUAGUGCAGCCAUGUAUGGUCGCAUGAAGCCAGCCGACAGCGAACAAGUUCGCAAACUGAAGGCUAAAAUGAAAGCCAUCCGCAGUAAGCCUACACGUCGCAGUGGUGUCAGUAUCGAGGGUCGCGGAUUGUAAGCAGACUUAAUAGCACCGUGCCAUCUCCUGCUGCUAAAACUGCGUUGCUUCCACGAUUUGUCGCCGACUGUUUGGAUUAGUUUUGUACAUUUGCUUAUUAAUGGUUUUAUGAAUAAAACGUAGAUUUGUAUUCUUCAAA